AUGCAGAAUCGGCAGCCAGCAGUGAACGUCAUGGAUUUUAUGGACUUCGAUCCGGAUGCUGUACGCCGGAUGGUUAAUUUCUUUUACAGUGGAGUACUGCCGUGCUCACUGGCUGAAGCACCCGAACUAUUGACUCUCGCCAUCAAACUUCAGGUACCGUCGGUGAAAGCAAUGAUCGAGAAAUUCGUUAUUCAGAAGGCCGCUGAGCUAGGCAGUCUGUUGGAUUGCUGGAAUAUCACCUGCAACAAGAAUUCUGAAUUCUCGAUCAGAGCCAAAGAUAUUGUGCUCAGCUAUGUGAUUCGAAACUUGGAGCAGAUGGUGCUGGAUCCACGUUUUUCGCAGCUGGACCAAAGCGCUGUUGAGGCGCUUCUGCGUCGCAACAAGUUGCCGGUCCGUACGGAAGCAGACGUCAUGCGUCUCGCGCUGAUAUAUUUCGUGCUCCGACAGGGGCACGUCAAUGCGCAAAGCUUAAUGAACGUGGUCCGUUACAACUGCGACGAUAACACCAUCAUUCAGAUGCGUCAGGACGUUAUGUGUGUUGAUGAUGAGAUGCUGCUCCACAGUUUCGAACACAAUUGCGCAUAUGGCAUGUGGCAGACAAGGCGAUUUUUCUCGGACGACGAUCUAUGGCCAGAAUCCGAGAUGUUGCCCCCGCGUGGACAGAUGGACGCUGACUGUAACUGGAUCCUGGCGCAGUUCUCCAGCAUGGUACAAUAUUUGCCAGCAUAA
Gongylonema pulchrum is the source of this 729-nucleotide messenger RNA. Lineage: Eukaryota; Metazoa; Nematoda; Chromadorea; Rhabditida; Gongylonematidae. The record is from the annotation of a GenBank genome assembly.